This is a messenger RNA of Humulus lupulus (European hop), 9592 nucleotides long. RefSeq lists its product as uncharacterized. Gene Ontology annotation, molecular function: protein-containing complex binding. The transcript is spliced from 3 exons. The record is from RefSeq and is a predicted model, not a curated record. NCBI's taxonomy places the organism in Eukaryota, Viridiplantae, Streptophyta, Magnoliopsida, Rosales, Cannabaceae. The coding region runs from base 1329 to 2423 and encodes 364 amino acids. Gene Ontology annotation, cellular component: mitochondrion.
UAAAUUCAUCAUGUUCCCAUGAAUUAUUUUGCAAAAUAUAUUCUCAUGGUGAUCCAGUAAAUUACUUAUUUAGAGAGUUUAUUUGAAUGAAUUUGUGUUUGUGGAUGUAAAUUAAAAGAAAGAAUAACAAGCAUACUUGAAAGAAACAAAUUGCAUUUCAAGUAUCAGUUCUUUGGUUGUAUUUUUGGUAUCUGCCACUAGAAAUAAAUUGCUUACCUUAAAUCAAGUGUUGAUGGUGGUUAGUUAGGGCAACGUGCAUAAACCAGACAAUAUUUGGAAGAGGCAAGUGCAACGAAUGAGGAUAUGGAGGUGGAGAAUACGUGCAUGGCUAGAUAGUGCAUUAGGUGCUGCUAAGUUGUUAAGUAGGAGACCGAGUAGCUGGGCAAGGGAUGGCCAUAUGGAUCACUUCUCCGACUGAUAGUUUUACUCGUUUUGCUAAAACUAUAUGUCAACGAGUGAUGUCAGUAUUAAAAUAGCUGAUGGACAUGUCCUCUAGGAAGACGAUUGGAAGUGCGAAGGCAUGUAGUGGGCUGUAUUACAUCGAUCCGUUUCCUAUCUAUUCUGCUCAAGUGAAUAACACUCUUGUUGCUAGUUAUCUUGCUUCUAGUGAUAAUGAUAUUAUGCGGUGGCAUUAUCGGCUAGGCCACCCUAGUUUUCCCUAUUUGAAAUAUUUGUUUCCUAUGUUAUUUAAAAAUAAACACUUGAGCUUAUUUAAAUGUGAAAUUUGUCAGUUUGCUAAACAUACUCGGGCUGUUUUUCGUUCUAUUCCAUACAAAGCAUCUCACCCUUUUUCUAGUAUUCAUAGUGAUUUAUGGGGACGAUCUAAGAUAACAAAUACUACCAAUACCAGCUGGUUUAUCACAUUUAUUGAUGAUCACACACGAACUAGUUGGGUAUAUCUUCUCAAAAAUAAAUCUAAUGCUGCCAUGACAUUUAAAAAAUUUCAUUCUAUGAUUAAAAAUCAAUUCAAUGCAAAUCUGAAAGUCUUUCAUACAGAUAAUGGAACUAAAUACUUCAACUCUAUCUUAAAUGAUUAUUUUUUAUCUCAUGGUAUUCUUCAUACAAGUUCUUGUCCCGACACACCCCAACAAAAUGGGAUUGCCGAACGAAAAAAUAAAUAUCUAUUAGAAAUUGCUAGAGCACUCAUGUUUACUGCGUCUAUGCCAAAAAUCUUUUGGGGAGAAGCCAUACUCACCGCUGUUUACCUCAUAAAUGUAUGCCUUCUCGAGUGUUAAAAUAUAAUACUCCUUUCUCUAUCCUUCUUAAAAAUCAUCCUCAUGCACAUCUUAUUUCUAAUCUCCCCGUGAAGACAUUUGGAUGUGUCUCUUAUGUGCAUGUUUUGGGUCCAAAUCGCUCAAAAUUUGACCCACGUGCUCUUUAAGUGUGUUUUUUUGGGCUACUCUUCUACCAGAAAAGGGUAUAAAUGUUAUCACCCCUCUACUCGUCGUAUGUAUACGAUGUCACCUUCAAUGAAGAGCAAUUUUUUUUAUUACACCACUUCACUUCAGGGAGGGACAGUGAGUGAAGUUUCUGGUUGGGAUACUUGUCUACCUAAGGCUAUUCUUGAUUUUGCUAUUCAUCCCUCGUUUGAUCAAUCGUCUCAGCAGCCACUAUCUCAGUCAUCUCAGCAGACACUAUCUCAGCCUAUAACAAAAGAGGUGAUAGUAUACGAUCGAAGAAAUAGAAACCAUCAAGUAAUACAGUCAACUACUGAGCCUCCACCUCAUGAGUCUGACUCUCGGACUACUCCUAAUGUAAGUAACCCUUCUCUUAAUUCUAUACUACCUAAUGAAAUUCCUAACAGUACGGAGGAACAUGAAGCUGAGUUACCUAUUGCCAAAAGAAAAGGAGUUCGUAGUUGCACUGUACAUCCUAUAUCCAAAUAUGUAUGUUAUAGUAAGCUCACUCCUCAAUACAAAGCCUUUCUUACAAAAGUUGAGCAAGAGGUGGUUCCAAGAGAUAUAACCGAAGCUUUAUCGAGAGAAGAGUGGAAGAAAGCAGUUUAUGAGGAGAUUGGGGCACUUGAGAACAACACUACAUGGACAAUAGUUACAAAGCUUGAGGAUAAACAUGUGGUAGGAUGCAAAUGGGUGUUUAUUAUUAAGCAUAGAGCUUAUGGAACCAUAGAUCGGUAUAAAGCGAGACUAGUUGCGAAAGGGUUCACACAAACAUAUGGAGUGGACUACAAAGAGACCUUUGCACCUGUUGCUAAGCUAAAUACUGUGAGGGUUCUGCUAUCAUUUGCUGCAAAUCUCAAUUGGCCACUUCAACAACUGGACAUAAAGAACGCCUUCCUUAAUGGACACGGGGAAAAAGAAGUCUACAUGAAGAUUCCUCUAGGGUUCGAAGAGAGAUAUGGAAAAGGGAGGGUGUGUCACUUGAAAAAAUCCUUGUAUGGCUUGAAACAAUCCCCACGGACAUGAUUUGAUAGAUUUAAUUAGGUGGUAAAGAAGUAUGGGUACAAACAGGCGCAGUCCGAUCAUACCUUGUUCUUUAAGCAUUCACAAGAGGGUAAGAUAGCUAUUCUUUUUGUCUAUGUCAAUGUAUUUUAGAGAACAAAUGGAACUCAAAAGACUGCUAGCCCAAGGGUUUGACGUAAAGGACCUUGGAUCAAUGAAGUAUUUUUUGGGUAUGGGGGUUGCAAGAACAAAGAAAGGAAUUGCUGUACCUCAGAGGAAAUAUGUGUUUGAUCUACUCAAAGAAACUGGAAUGAGUGGCUGCAAACCUGUAGCAACACCAGUCGAACCAAAGAGCAAAUACAAGGAUUUAAUUAAAGAAGAUACAGUUGACAAAGGAAUGUAUCAACGAUUAGUGGGAAAACUGAUCUACUUCUCCCACACAAGGCCUGAUAUUGUAUUUGCCGUGAGCCUAGUUAGUCAAUACAUGCAUAAUCCAUUAGAGGAACACAUGAAGGCAGUAUAUAGGAUACUACGGUACCUAAAAGGAACACCAAGAAAUGGAUUACUGUUCCAAAAGAAUGAAGAAAGGGGGUUGAGGCUUUACAAAUGCAGAUUGGGCAGGUUCAGUUGAAGAUAGAAGAUCAACAACUGGAUAUUGUACUAAAGUAUGGGGGAAUUUAGUCACAUGGAGGAGUUAAAAACAACCAGUGGUAGCUCGCAGUAGUGCAGAGGCAGAAUUGAGGGCCCUUGCUCAGGGAGUUUGCGAGCUGUUAUGGAUCAAAUGAAUAUUCGAAGAAUUAGAGCUGCAACAAACUGAGCCUUUAAAGCUGUACUGUGACAGUAAGUCAGCAAUCAGCAUAGCACACAAUCCAGUUCAUCACAACAGGACCAAACACGUUGAAGUGGAUAGACACUGUAUCAAAGAAAGGAUCGAUGGAAAAGAGCUAUGCGUUGUGUACAUUCCUAGCAAACUGCAGCAAGCUGAUAUGUUAACCAAAGGCUUGUCAAAAGAAGUUUUUAACGAGUUAGUUUACAAGCUGGGCAUGUGGAAUCUUUAUGCACCAACUUGAGGGAGGAUGUAGAAAACAUUCUAUUUUUAGCAUUUAUUUAGUAUAGCUGUAUAAUUGUAGUAGAUACUAUAAUUAGAUUAUUCUGAUUAGGCUAAUUAAUUUACUCUAGAAUAUUUGUAAUUAUUUUUUGUAUAUUUGGUAUUAACUACCAGAUUUGUUAGAGCUGUACAGUGCCUAGUGCCUAUUUAAAGGCCUUAUUCCUCAUGAAUAAAACAUAAGAAAAAGUCUCUUUUUCCACCGUACUUAUUGACAGUGGAGCGACACAUAAUUUCAUCUCAUCAACAUUUGUCUCGGCCAUAGGACUUCCAAUUACAGCCACCACAUGCUAUGGAGUUCUCUUGGGAACAGGGGGAGAAAGUCUGAACAGAGGGAAUUUGUGCUCAAGUUGAGUUGAAUUUGGGUGCAAUAAGAGUGGUAGCUGACUUCUUACCCUUGGAAUUAGGUGGAGCAGAUGUAAUUUUGGGUAUCAAAUGGCUGGAAACACUGAGAAAUAUGCAAGUGAACUGGAGGACUAUGGUGAUGAAGUUUGAGCAAGGUGUUUGGGUGACUUUGCAAGGAGACCCAAGCUUGUGCAAAUCACCAAUUUCUUUAAAGAUUAUGCUACUCACAGUAGAGAAGGAAGGGCACGGUUUUUGGGUACAAUUCGGAUCCAUGGCAGCAGCUCCAGAGGAGGCUCUCCCUCUCGUUCCACUGCCGGUAUCGUCCUUGCUUUAGUGUUUUGAGUCGGUAUUUGCCAUGCCCGCCGGCCUACCACCAGGAAUAGGGAGCAUUCGAUCACCUUGAAGGAAGGAGUAGGACCUAUCUCAGUGAGACCCUACCGAUAUGCCCAGGCUCAAAAGGAUGAAAUCGAGAGGCUAGUGAAGGAAAUGAUGCAAGCUGGACUCAUAUAGCCGAGUACGGGCCCUUUUUCCAGCUCAGUUUUGCUUGUUAAAAAAAAAGACGGGAGUUGGAGGUUUUGUGUGGACUAUAGAGCUCUAAAUCGGGAGAUGGUGGCUGACAAAUUCCCAAUACCAGUGAUUGAUGAGCUGUUGGAUGAACUACAUACAUGGAGCUAAAUUUUUUUCAAAACUUGAUUUGAAGUCGGGAUAUCACCAAAUAAGAGUGGCGACCAAGGAUCUGGAGAAGAUGACUUUCCGCACACAUGAAUGACAUUAUGAGUGGCUGGUCAUGCUGUUUGGGCUUACUAAGGCGCCCGCAACUUUCCAAGGUGAAAUGAAUGAGAUCUUCCGAGAUCUUUUGCCCAAGUAUGUGUUAGUUUUCUUUGAUGAUAUUUUGGUCUACAGCCCAUCAAUGGAGGAGGACGUAAAACACUUGGAAGUGGUACUCGACAGACUUCAACAAGCCAACUUCUAUGGUAAUCAGAAGAAGUGUUUAUUUGCUCAAGAGAAGAUAGAGUACCUUGGUCACAUAAUUUCAACUUUUGGAGUUUCUGCUGAUCCAAGUAAAAUUGACGCUAUGAGCAAGUGGCCGGUACCCAAGAGCAUUAAAGAACUCAGAGGUUUUUUGGGACUCACGGGCUAUUAUCACAAAUUUGUUCAAGGCUAUGGACAACUAGCUCGACCAUUGACUGAUCAGCUGAGAAAGGAUGCAUUUGGAUGGAAUCAAGAAGCCCAAGAAGCUUUCGACUGACUCAAGGGAGCGAUGUGCACGGUUCCGGUUUUGGCAUUGCCUGAUUUUUCGAUGCCUUUUGUGGUGGAGGUUGACGCUUCAGGAUCAAGGUUGGGGGCUAUGUUGAUGCAAAACCAGCGCCCCAUCGCAUAUUUUAGCCAAGUUUUGUCAGCCCGAGUUCGUGCGAAGUAAGUGUAUGAAAGGGAAUUGAUGGUGAUUGUGUUAGCCAUUCAAAAAUGGCGUCCAUAUCUCUUAGGGCACAAGUUCAUUGUCUGCACGGACCAACGCAGCUUUAGGUACUUAUUAGAGCAGCGGUUAGUAGCAACGGAGCACCAGAAAUGGCUCUAAAAAAUUCUAGGGUAUGAUUUCGAUAUUCAGUACAAACGCGGACUUGAAAACAAGGCUGCUGAUGCAUUAUCUAGAAUUUAUCAAGAAGUUUCAUUGGCUGCCAUUUCUGUUCCAAAUGUGUUAUCCAUACCAGACCUUCAAGCACAUAUUGCGUCAGAUCCUACCCUCUCUAAAGUGGUUCAUGAGCUGAGUUUGGGGAAGGAAUGUGAGGGAUAUUCGCUGGUGCAAGGCUGCCUCGAGUUCAAAGGACGGUUAGUACUGCCUUCGACCUCUCCCUUCAUCCCAUUACUGUUACAAGAAUAUCACAGCAGUAAAGUGGGGGGACAUUCAGGGGUGUUUAAGACAUUUCAAAGGCUGACAACGGACUUGUAUUGGUCCGGGAUGAGGAGGACGUUCAGAAAUUCGUGGCGGAUUGUGCAAUAUGUCAACAAAACAAAUACUUGGCUCAAUCUCCAGCUGGGUUAUUACUGCCCCUACCUAUACUGGAGCAAGUGUGGGAGGACAUCUCAAUAGAUUUCAUCGAGGAGCUGCCAAUGUUGAAUGGGUUCGAUUCCAUUUUCGUGGUGGUGGACCGUUUGAGUAAGUAUGGGCAUUUUAUCCCUCUCCGCCAUCCUUUUUCAGCCCUCACAGUAGCAACGGUUUUUGCUCGCAAAGUUGUUAAGCUCCAUGGACUGCCACGUUCAAUCGUUUUUGACCGGGAUAAAAUAUUCCUUAGUAAUUUUUGGAAGGAAUUAUUUCGUUUGCAAGGCACUACACUGAAACAGAGCACUGCUUAUCAUCCACAAUCGCAUCCACAAUCCGAUGGGCAAACGGAGGUGGUGAAAUGUUCCUUACCUCAGGUGUUUUGUUAGCCACAAACCCAAACAGUGGGUGAAAUGAGUGUCGUGGGCUUAAUAUUGGUAUAACACUUGCUACCAUUCAGCAACAGGGAUGGCGCCAUUUCGGGCAGUGUAUCAUCGGGACCCCCUUCCAUUACUUCGCUUUGAACCAGCUCGCACCAAGAUUUCAUCGGUUGAGGAGCACCUUCAAGAAAGGGAUGAUAUUCUGACCUUGCUGAAACAAAAUCUGCUCCGAGCUUAGCAAAAAAUGAAGGCCCAAGCAGAUCGUAAGUACCGGGAUGUGAACUAUGAGGUGGGUGAUUUGGUCUAUGUCAAGUUGCGCCCGUACCGUCAACAAUCGGUGGCCAAACGUCACAACGAGAACAACGAAAAGCUAUCUCCUUGAUAUUUUGGUCCAUUUCUAGUGCUGGCUAGGGUUGGAGCAGCGGCAUAUCGCUUACAACUUCCGCCAGAUGCUACCAUUCAUUCGGUGUUCCAUGUUUUGCUCUUGACAGCUGCUCGUGGCCACCAUCAGCAGGCAUCUGCUCUUCCUCCCGGUUUGACAGCCGAAUUGGAAUGGAUUUUGGAACCUGAGAGUGUUCACGGUGCGACCAUGUACUCACAAGGUGGCUCCACAAGCUCUGAUCAAGUGGAUUAAUAUACCGGAAUUUGAAGCUACUUGGGAAGACUUCGCCUUUAUUCAAGAGCAAUUUCCUCACAUCCACCUUGUCCAACCUUGAGGACAAGGUGAGACUUUUGGCCGGCGGUAUUGAUAGGCCUCCACUGACCUAGGCAGCAGUAGGGGAAUAAAACUGAUUAUGAUGUAAGUUGUUAUUUGGGUUGCGUUUGUAUGUGGCUGUGGUCCACAAUAGUCUAGUGAGUACUAGUAUAAAGUUUGUAUGGUGGGUCUCUAGUGGUGUAAGGUUGUAACCUUUUUGUGGGAGAGAACAGGGCUCUCGAACUCCCUGGAUAUUCAAUACCAGCUCAAUUUCCUCAUUUCUAUUUCCUUACUGUUACUAUACUUGCUGUUUAUACUUUCUUAACCAGGCAAAUUCCUAUCAGUAGCUUGUUAAUAUGGUUGCAAAAAAAUUCAGCAUGCCAAAUUUGUAGUGUUCACAUAGAUGCCUAUUAAGCAUAUUGGCCAGCUAACAUUUGUUAAUACUAAAUAUGAUAUGGUGUUAACUUGAUCAUGACUUUAUUCAGCAGGACAUGGUGCCUGCUCACUCUAUAAUUUUUCGAUCUCUUUCAAGAAAGUUCCAAAAAAUAUGUGUUUUUUUGCCUAGAAUGCUAAUUUGGAAAAUGUUUUUGAAACAAGAGGUAUUCUCUUAUAUUUCAAUGAGAAAUAAACAUAUAUUUAUAUACAACCUAGGGAAGCUAUUCUAGGAAACUAUAAAUUCUCAGCUCAAUAUUCUUAUGAGCCAGAGUAAUUCUAUUUAUAUAUGAAUGCUUUGUACAAUAGUGUGAAUAUGAAAAGGCUCAAUACAGCUAUUACAAAUCAGAAUAUUCUGAGAAUGAUUACAACAUAAAGAUAUUUUUGGGACCACAUAAUCAUUGGGUGAGCACACCCACAUACUUCGUACAAGCCGUUAGCAAUCCUGGGAUAUUCUAGCUGCUAUAUUCCUCUGUGUGUAGCCUCAUGAAUUCUCUGCUGCACUGUGUUUCUCAACAUCCCCUCUCAAACGAAAGGGUGAUGUUCUCACACCGAGUUUGUUGACGAGAAAAUGGAAUCGCUCAUAAGUGAGCCCUUUGGUAAGGCAGUCGGCGAUUUGAUCGUGUGACGGAAUGUACCUGACUUCAAGCUUUCGUUGCAGUACUUUGUCUCUCACAUAAUGCACGUCUAUUUCUAUAUGCUUGGUUCUAGCAUGAAACACAGGAUUGGAUGCUAAGGCACUAGCACCAAUAUUGUCACACCAUGCGACUGAGGGUGUGAUUACAGGAGCACUAAUUUCAUUCAGCAAGGAUUCAAUCUAUGAAAUUUCCGCAGCCACAUGUGCUAAAGCUCGAUACUCCGAUUCUGUGCUAGACCUUGAGACUACUGGCUGCUUUUUCGAAGACCAUGACACAAGCGAAUCACCAAGGUAAACACAGUAGCCUGCUACUGAUCUCCUAUCAUCGGGGCAGCAUGCCCAAUCGGCAUCCGAGAAUCCUGUGAUGUUCAGUUUGUUAUUGCAGCUGAUGUGUAGGCCGAGUUUAGUGGUUCCUUUCAAAUAUCGCAGGACCCGUUUUGCUCCACUCCAAUGCACAGAUGUAGGUGAUUGCAGAAAUUGACUUAGUUUAUUUACUGCAUAAGUUAUAUCUGGACGUGUGUGACACAAGUAUUGAAGGGCACCGAUUAUACUUCUAUAGACAGUCGGAUUGUGCAUAAGUUCACCAUCAUUAAUAGACAUAGGUCUCCCAGCAGUCAUAGGGGUAGGACAUGGCUUCAAAUUUACCAUGUUCAUUCUUCGUAGUAGAUCUUCUAUGUACUUCGUCUGUGUUAGAUAUAGGCCCGAAUCAUCUCGGCUCACCUCUAUACCGAGAAAGUAAUGCAAGGGCCCCAAAUCUUUGAGUGUAAACCGCUUGUUUAGCUCAGCAAUAAAGUCCCUGAUUUUGUUGUUAUCAUUCCCAGUAACAAUGAUAUCAUCUACAUAGAUUAGUACCAUGAUGAUUGUUUUUCCUGACUUGUAGAAAAAUAAUGAUGUAUCAGCCUUGGAGUUCUUGAAAUUCCACUGUAUGAAGGUGUUCUUGAGUCUUUCAAACCAAGCCUUUGGUGCUUGCUUCAAUCCAUAGAGAGACUUAUUUAAUUUGCACACAAAAUUCUCCUUGGAUUUUUCUUCAAAACCUUGCGGUUGUGCCAUAUAAAUAUCCUCUUCCAAAACUCCAUUUAAGAACGCAUUAUUUAUGUCUAGCUGCCUUAUAUCCCAUCCUUUUGAUACAACUAUGGUAAGAAUUAUCCUCACUGUUGAAGCUUUAACAACCGGGCUGAAAGUUUCUCCGAAAUCAAUGCCGGGCCUUUGGUGGAAGCCCUUGGCAACAAGCCUAGUGAUAGGAACCAACCUGUAAAUUCAGCAAACAAACUAACACAGACAACAGAAUGAAUAAACUCAGCUUUGCAUUAAUGGAAUUUCCUAGAGUUCGAGAGCCAAGGUCUCUCCUCAGUCCAAACAGACUACAAUAUCAGCAUAAGAAAAUACAUUUAGUUACUACCCCUUUAUUUACUACUCAAGCUUACCCCAAACCCGUGCACCCUCACACAGAGGAAAAACACUCCUCUAACUAACAUUCUAGCCACUUACUGAGCUGGCAGCCCCUUUUCCCUUCCUUGUAUACACGUAUGUGAUUGGAGGCCUAUCAAUACCCCCUGCCCAAA